Molecule: messenger RNA, 1545 nt
Organism: Yarrowia lipolytica CLIB122
Lineage: Eukaryota; Fungi; Ascomycota; Dipodascomycetes; Dipodascales
Biological process (GO): triglyceride biosynthetic process
Cellular component (GO): endoplasmic reticulum membrane
Molecular function (GO): diacylglycerol O-acyltransferase activity
Source: RefSeq, a predicted model, not a curated record
AUGACUAUCGACUCACAAUACUACAAGUCGCGAGACAAAAACGACACGGCACCCAAAAUCGCGGGAAUCCGAUAUGCCCCGCUAUCGACACCAUUACUCAACCGAUGUGAGACCUUCUCUCUGGUCUGGCACAUUUUCAGCAUUCCCACUUUCCUCACAAUUUUCAUGCUAUGCUGCGCAAUUCCACUGCUCUGGCCAUUUGUGAUUGCGUAUGUAGUGUACGCUGUUAAAGACGACUCCCCGUCCAACGGAGGAGUGGUCAAGCGAUACUCGCCUAUUUCAAGAAACUUCUUCAUCUGGAAGCUCUUUGGCCGCUACUUCCCCAUAACUCUGCACAAGACGGUGGAUCUGGAGCCCACGCACACAUACUACCCUCUGGACGUCCAGGAGUAUCACCUGAUUGCUGAGAGAUACUGGCCGCAGAACAAGUACCUCCGAGCAAUCAUCUCCACCAUCGAGUACUUUCUGCCCGCCUUCAUGAAACGGUCUCUUUCUAUCAACGAGCAGGAGCAGCCUGCCGAGCGAGAUCCUCUCCUGUCUCCCGUUUCUCCCAGCUCUCCGGGUUCUCAACCUGACAAGUGGAUUAACCACGACAGCAGAUAUAGCCGUGGAGAAUCAUCUGGCUCCAACGGCCACGCCUCGGGCUCCGAACUUAACGGCAACGGCAACAAUGGCACCACUAACCGACGACCUUUGUCGUCCGCCUCUGCUGGCUCCACUGCAUCUGAUUCCACGCUUCUUAACGGGUCCCUCAACUCCUACGCCAACCAGAUCAUUGGCGAAAACGACCCACAGCUGUCGCCCACAAAACUCAAGCCCACUGGCAGAAAAUACAUCUUCGGCUACCACCCCCACGGCAUUAUCGGCAUGGGAGCCUUUGGUGGAAUUGCCACCGAGGGAGCUGGAUGGUCCAAGCUCUUUCCGGGCAUCCCUGUUUCUCUUAUGACUCUCACCAACAACUUCCGAGUGCCUCUCUACAGAGAGUACCUCAUGAGUCUGGGAGUCGCUUCUGUCUCCAAGAAGUCCUGCAAGGCCCUCCUCAAGCGAAACCAGUCUAUCUGCAUUGUCGUUGGUGGAGCACAGGAAAGUCUUCUGGCCAGACCCGGUGUCAUGGACCUGGUGCUACUCAAGCGAAAGGGUUUUGUUCGACUUGGUAUGGAGGUCGGAAAUGUCGCCCUUGUUCCCAUCAUGGCCUUUGGUGAGAACGACCUCUAUGACCAGGUUAGCAACGACAAGUCGUCCAAGCUGUACCGAUUCCAGCAGUUUGUCAAGAACUUCCUUGGAUUCACCCUUCCUUUGAUGCAUGCCCGAGGCGUCUUCAACUACGAUGUCGGUCUUGUCCCCUACAGGCGACCCGUCAACAUUGUGGUUGGUUCCCCCAUUGACUUGCCUUAUCUCCCACACCCCACCGACGAAGAAGUGUCCGAAUACCACGACCGAUACAUCGCCGAGCUGCAGCGAAUCUACAACGAGCACAAGGAUGAAUAUUUCAUCGAUUGGACCGAGGAGGGCAAAGGAGCCCCAGAGUUCCGAAUGAUUGAGUAA